GAGCGAUAAUCAGCCAUGUCAGUUGGCUGUGCUAACAGCGCGUUUUACUAUAGCUUUAAGAACCUAAAAUGGGCUCUGGGUCUUUAAAAUGAAUUUUGCACAGUUAUUAGAGGAAUGACAGAAUUAGUUUUCAGUUUCAACGACUUUAAUUUUUGCAUCAGAUUUGCAAAAGCGUCCCCAGAAACAUGUGUGACAGUCGGAUCAGGGCCGUUAGCCACCCAACAUUUUCCAUAUUUUGUUCAUCCCGUUCAUUUCAAGCUACGUUUUAAUUCGUUGAGGAUAAGAAAGUCGUUCAAAAGCAAGGCUCAGAGAGACAACAACUUCUGCGGUGAUGGAGCCGCAACUCUCGAGCAACAAAGAGGAGGUGGAUAUUGAAACGGCCGUGGAGACAUCCGCGGAGCAGAGUACGGCAUCCACCCCGUGCAAGGUGGUAAGAGAACAAGGGGACGGAUGCUUGAGUACCGAAGGGACCUGCUCGCCCGAAACAAACGGAGAAGCGACGAGCGUGGCACUAUCUGGACGGGUUUUACGGGACAGGUCGACGCGAGCGCUCCCUGCGUGGAGGCAAAGCGAUCUAGGAGAGGACCAGGCUGAAGGGACCCGCGACGCAGCAGCCAACCGCCGGAGGAAAGCGAUCUACCCGCGGCGCAGGAGGAGCGCGGCAGCCUCUGCGGGUUCAUCGGACGCUGACUACGGUCAGCCGGAUGAGUGUGAAGAAAGCAAGGAUGGGCUUGUCAUUCGAGCAGCCCGCGGGAGACGGGCGCAGGUGCGAUCAGGAGCGCGCACCUGUCGAGGGCCACCGAGGACUGUGUUUAAAGUUGAACCAGAAACAGACAGUGAUUAUGCGGAGGCCAACAAGUCGACUGAGAAUACAGAAACAAGUGUGGAGAAAAAGGAGGAUGAGAGCAUAGAUGAUGAUGAUCUUAUAGAAGAGGAAGAGGCUUCAUAUGUGGACGACCCAAAAGAUCGAAGCUACUUCCCUCACACACAGAGCAGCGGGGAGGAGGUCAUCAGCAGUGAAGAAGAUGUCCCUUUUAGAGAUGACAUGAAUGAUCAGAGCUAUGAUCCUAAGGAUCUUCCUAAGCAAAGGCGUAAACCAAUUACUAGACAUGAGAGGAAGGACAAGACAGUCAUGAUUGAGACUGAGGACGAAGAGGAGCAUGACACAGAGAUCAAAACUGAGGGAGGGGAGAGCACAGAUGAGAGGAUUGGUGUUGAACUUGCUGGGGAAGUUGCUGAACUGCCCAGGAAGAGAGGGCGGAGAAGGAAAGAUGACAAAACCCCACGUCUUCCAAAGAGAAGGAAAAAGCCUCCAGUUCAGUAUGUGCGUUGUGAAAUGGAGGGAUGUGGUACAGUGCUGGCUCAUCCGCGCUACUUACAGCAUCACAUAAAAUAUCAACAUCUGAUGAAGAAGAAGUAUGUUUGCCCUCACCCUUCAUGUGGAAGACUCUUUCGGCUACAGAAACAACUACUGCGCCAUGCCAAGCACCACACAGAUCAGAGAGACUACAUCUGUGAGUUCUGUGCUCGUGCCUUCAAGAGCUCUCAUAAUCUGGCUGUGCAUCGAAUGAUACACACUGGAGAGAAGCCACUGCAGUGUGAGAUCUGUGGUUUUACCUGCCGUCAGAAGGCUUCCCUCAAUUGGCACAUGAAGAAGCAUGACGCAGAUGCAACCUACCAGUUCUCCUGCAGCAUCUGCGGCAAGAAGUUUGAGAAGAAGGACAGUGUGGUGGCGCACAAAGCCAAAAGCCACCCAGAGGUGCUCAUUGCAGAAGCAUUGGCAGCCAAUGCUGGAUCCCUCAUCACCACCCCUGUAGGAGUUACCACAAUGCUGGAAGGCUCUACAGGCCCUGCACAGACAGAGCAGGCGGUUUCUGAGGCGAAGGGGAGCACUGUGUUGCAAGCAGGUCAGGUGGGCCCCGUAACGCACAUGGGUCCAGUGAUGGUCAUGGAUCAGGACAACAACCUCCACGCCAUGCAGGUACCGAUGACCCUGGCUUUACCGCCAACAGAGGAAGAGAUUGGCGCUGCCUCGCAGCAGGCCUCAUCCCAAGCUCUUCAGAUGCCACUGCAGUUCAUAACCGCACCUGUCUCACAGCAGCAGCACCAAAUUCAGCAUCUUCAGCCCGCCACGACCGUCACCCAGCCGGCUACUUUGGUUCAGCAGUUACCCAUGCAGUCAUACAACCCCCAGCCUCAGAUCCUUCACAUGACCUUCAGAGCUCUUCCUCAACAGCAGCUCCCACUGCUUUCGGUCGCACAGCAGCUGCCUUUCCAGACCAACCAACCACAACAGACCCAGGUGCUCACCAGACCCUCCAAUCCUCCUAUUAUUAUGACCCAUCACUCGCAAACUCUGUCCGAGACUUCCUCUGACUGCCGGAGCAAUUUGGGAUUUGCCGCUAAUCCUCCCCCUGCUCCUCCUCAGUCUUCCACUGGCCCUUUGGAGACGAGACAAAUAAUUUGGGCAGGAGAUGGUGUAAAUUCUAAUGGAAAUGGGGCUGAGGGUUGGGAGACUGGUGGGGAAGGGGAGGAUCAAAAUAUGGCAGACCCUUCAGACGGGCAGAUACAGCGUGUACUUAUAUAAUGAAUAGGACUUGGAGAAAAAUGAGAUGACUUGUCUGUCACACUCCAGAACGAUACACGGCCUGACGUUAUAUAUAUAUAUAGUCAUAAAUAUAUUGUAUGUAACCACGUUAACUUUGGUAGGUUUGUAGAAAUGUAUGUAUCAGAGAGGAUGUGUUUGAGUUUGAGUUGUUAUCAUUGUUCAUUUUGUAUAUAAACAGUAAUGGUUCCCUCAAAACACAUCUGUUUAGUGUGUGUAUGGCGUUUUGUGUUUAGGGGCUUCCACAGACCCCAAGGAGCUGUUCCCACUCAUCCACCAGAUGGAUCUCUUUUAGCAUUGUGCACUAUCUCCACUGUAAUGAAUUGAAAUGUAACACCAAGAGAUAAGGCUUUUUAAGACACUGUAUCAAGUUAAGAAUGAUUCAACUUUCACGUUUAAUGUCAGUUUUACAUUAAACCAGUCAGAUUAUUCUGGAGGCAGGAUGGCAUCUAGAUGGAGUAUUAGUGCCCCUAUAAAUGUGUUUUGUGUUCAAUUACAAUGCAUUCUGUUUAAUAUUUUAAUGCAAGAACAUAUUCUGUGUGUACGAAUUCAUCCCUCCCUGUUUUAUGUUGGUGUCUGUUUUGUGCCAUUGUAUGGUUUCAAUGGCUACUUUAGAAAUAACCAACGAGCAAUAAGCUGUAAUGACUCAAGUGAUAUACUGUAGGUGAACUCAACAAUGUUAGGUCUUAAAUCUGUAAUCCUAUUCCAGAUCGCAAAAGCAUUGUCCUUGUGAUGUCUAUCUCUUGCCACGUAUUCAAAUCAUAAAGCAACAAACAUGUAUUCACAUUUAGAUUUAUUGUCCCAAACUAUACAAUUAUUUAUAUUGAGAUGAACUUCUAUAAAAGAAGUUGAACAUGGUUUCAGACCUUGA
Molecule: messenger RNA, 3476 nt
Organism: Triplophysa dalaica
Lineage: Eukaryota; Metazoa; Chordata; Actinopteri; Cypriniformes; Nemacheilidae
Gene: zfp91
Product: ZFP91 zinc finger protein, atypical E3 ubiquitin ligase
Exons: 12
Coding region: 332-2587 (751 amino acids)
Biological process (GO): regulation of transcription by RNA polymerase II
Cellular component (GO): nucleus
Molecular function (GO): DNA-binding transcription factor activity, RNA polymerase II-specific; transcription coregulator activity; RNA polymerase II transcription regulatory region sequence-specific DNA binding
Source: RefSeq, a predicted model, not a curated record